Molecule: messenger RNA, 3966 nt
Organism: Ectocarpus siliculosus
Lineage: Eukaryota; Phaeophyceae; Ectocarpales; Ectocarpaceae
Source: the annotation of a GenBank genome assembly
AUGUCGGAAAACCUUAUCCCGCUGGAGUUCGUGCACCACCGUCUGCUCAUGGAUGUCGCAUUCGAGGAGAUACCGGAAACAGGUAACACCGGCGUGCACGUUGCUGCCUACGGCGGCCGCUUGAAGUGUCUCGGGUACCUCCUGUCCCAGGGUGGAGAUAUAAAGAAGAAAAAUCACCGGGGGCAAACUCCUGCAAUGUUAGCCGCGCUUGCGGGGCGGACAAAUGUCCUCAAGUGGCUCUUGGAGAACGCGAAGGGCAUCGGGGAGGUGCCUGCCAACUUCAUUUCCGAUGAACUGCUGGACAUCGUGGAAGAGAUGGACGAGUCGGCUACGUAUGGAUCCCCAAUGUACCGCCUGCUCGAAGACGCCUUGAACGCCGUCGAAGCGCAGAGUGACGGGAGUGAGCCGUUCGGCAGUGAUUCGCGGGAAGAAGGAGGUGCUCAGGAUGAAGCGAAAGAUGUGGCGCAAGCGCCUGCUGCCGAGCGUCCAACGACCGGAGAAUCUACGCGACACGAAGUGAACGGCGGCGGAACUAAUGACACCCUCGAGUUUGACACGGCAUGGGAACUGUACGCCGGGGGCAAAUUAGGUGCCCAUGAUAUUUUAGUAGUCCUGACGCGCAUUCAUGGAGAGGGGUUGAAUGCUUCUUGGCCCCGGGUGCUGGCCGCUCUUCCUUCAGAUGAUCCGCACCUGAUUCAAAACUUGGAGGCAGCCAAGAGUGGCGUUGACCGGUCGAAAGCAGGUGCUUUGGCAAUGGCGAAGGAAGACACCAAGGGAAACAGCGCCGCUGUAGCAGCAGCAAGCUGCGAUUCCGCGACCGGGGCAAGAGGCAAACUAUCCCCUGGCGGCCACAGGGACGGUGAUGAAGAAAAUUUCCUUCGAGCGACCACGGUCAAGUACCUCCGUGGUUCCAUCACCGCGGAACAGUUCUAUGACGAGAUGGUCGACGGAGUGGAGGAGCGGAAAGGUGGAGGGAGAAGAGUCGAAGAAGCCGUGAUCGCCAGGGUGGCCAGAGGCAUGCCCGAGGAAAAGGCAUGGUCCUUGAUGGAGGUUCACCGCAAGCGGCGGCACGAAGAAAGGCUGAACAAGAAAAGGCUACGGAGAUCGAGACAGCGUCGUGCGGAGGCGGCGUCCGAAGGGAACACGAAAAAAUCGACUGCUCUUGCCGAGCCGCCGGGACAAGGAGAUGACAGUUCGGUGGCAUCGGUGUUUUCCUUUGGGGGCUCCGUGGAUUCUUGCGACCUUUCAACAAGCGCUGGGACCGGUCGUGACUUGGAUCAGGCCGUAGCCAAGUACAGGGAGAACCGGAUCAGCGCUGCCGAAUUGAAGACAGUUCUGUCGGACGCCUUCGGCAACCAGGUGGACAAUAUACUGCCGAGGGUGUUGGCAAUUCUUUCCAACAGGAAGCGCCGCGAGCUAGCCAAUCAGUGGCAUGUCGACAGUGACAGCGCUACAAAGUUGCGACGACCGAGGGUCCUUCAUCCAAGGGCUUCCUUCGUUUCUACGGACGUCGUUCCGGUGAAAGAUCAGAAAAUCAUCCCUAGGAAGGCUCCCGGUGAGGCGGGGCCCUCUGAAGCGGUCACAGGUGCCGAGGGUAGUCCUGGCCUUCCAGGGCAGGGUGACCUUGAUCGUGCUGAGAGAGACGGUGGCAAGAAGGUGCAGCACCAGCCGCAAGGAAGGUUGGUGGAGGGGGCUGGUGUGACUCAUGGCGGCGGCAGGAAGGGCGGCAGAGACCAGGUGAGGCAGAGACCGCGAACCAGCAUGGACCAGCAGGACCACAGCGCCCAUGACGACGAACUGGGGCCGAUUUCCCCCAAGCCCAACUCACCAUUCACCACCAGGGCGUCGGCAUGGGCAGGAGGGGCCACGGUAGACAUCCACGGAAAAGAGGAGGUAAAGCCAAGCAACAAAGCGUCGCGAGAUGGUAGAAAGGGCGAAAGGGGUCCCACCGAGGUCACCCCAGCUCCCGGCGUUGCCGUCAAGGGGUCGGCGGUACGGGCGAGGGCGGCAGCGCCAAGCGUCGGUAUGAAUGGCGAUGAUGAUGAAAGGAACGGGCGUGACAAAGACAAGACAGAAACCGUGUCCCAGAAAAGGAAGCUGAGGGACAGCAUGGAGAUGGACGCUCAGAGGCUGACUUCGGAGUUUGCCGCGGGGAGGCUGGCCGCGCCGCACUUCUUCGGGGCGAUGAUGGAAGAGUUCGGAGAACAACGCCUUAUCGCCGUUCUACCAGGCAUCCUCAGAGUCCUCCCUGAGGGCAAGGCGGCGGAACUACAGGCCUUCGCGUCCGAAGCCGAGGGAGAGGCCGGGGUGAGGACGAAAGCAAGGCAGAGAGAGAAGGAGCUGUUGGAGAAGGUGGCCCUUGACAACGAGCAGCAGCAGCAGCAGGAGAAAGACGAGCGAGAGGUGGAACAAGAGCCUACCGUGAAGGCCGGAGCCGAAGGAGCCGCCAGCAAAGAAAGCAGAAAUGGCGCCCAGAGGAAAAGCGCCGGGAAGGAGCUGGCAGACUCUACGGGCCAUGACAGCCCCGUGGAAGCUGCUACACAGGAAGGUGCGGACGGUGCCAAAAAUCGCAAGGUAAAGAAAAAAAGGCGGGGCGAAAGAAAGGCGGACGCAGCAGAAGCCGCAGCAGCAGCAACUAGAGCACCAGACGAGCAGAAGGGCGAAACAAAGAAGAUGAAGGGCAAUAAGAUGAAGGAGAAGAAGGACAAGGAGAAGAAGGGAGAGCAGGUCAAAGAAGGUGCAGCGGCAGAGUCGGCGGCAGCAGCAAACGAGGCCGAAGAUGUUGACGUCGAGGGGGGAGGCCUGUUCGAGAUGUCGAGAGUCGAGCGGGACAGGUACGACCGGGCGUUCUCCAAGCUGAGCCCCGACGGGGCCCCCAUCAGCCCCGCGAAAGCUGCGAGCACGCUCUCCAAGAGCGGCCUGCCCCGAGAGUCUCUGAGACGGAUCUGGGUGAUGGCAGACGUAGAAAAAGACGAGCGACUGAACAGGGAGGAAUGGGCGGUAGCGAUGCACCUAGUCAUGUGCUCCACGAACAAGCAAAUACCGUUGCCGGGAAAAUUGCCCAAGUGCCUCCGGACACCGCCAAUCGGCCGCCAAGAUCAGCCCCUGCCGGAAGAAGACCAGCCUGGCGGUGGGAACAAUCCUAAAAAUAUCCGAGAGAGGAAGCCAGAGAAGAACCCUUCGACACCGACGUCGAAAAGUAAAUACUCCCCGGACUUCAAACAAGCAACGAAGGAGUUCAAGAACGGAGAUAUGGAGGCCGAGAAAUAUCUUCCGAUUUUACGGGCGGCUUUCGGAAAGAAAGAGCUCGCGAAGAUGUGGCCUAAACUGCUCCCGAGGCUACCUCCGGAGAAGGCGCGGGAGCUAGCUGAGGCGGCCGGACUGGAUUUCGAGGCCGUCAGCGAGUCGGCGACGAGCCCGGCCCCGCGGCAGGUGGGGCUGAAGGACGCCACUGCGUCCUACAAGAGGGGUGAGAUGGGCGCGAGGGAGUACUACGAGAACGUGCUGCAGGAGGCGUUCGGGGACAAGCUCGCUGGGAUGCUGCCCGACAUCCUCAAAGCCCUUCCACCAGAUCGUGCUGAAGCUGUGGCGGCCGUCGCGAAGGCACAGGCGGACAACGUGCGGCGUUUAGCGGAGGACACACCCAACGAGUGGGCGAUGAGUCUUGACGACCGCCGGGUUUACGACAAGGCCUUCGUGAAGCUGGACAAAGACCGUGAUGGGCUUCUGUCUAGCGUGGAGGCGAGGCCAGUCCUCAAGAAGGCUGUCGGGAACCGUCUCGGGGAGGCUCAGCUGGGAGACCUGUGGAAGAUGGCUGACAUCGAUCGGGAUGGCCGACUUACUAGGGAGGAGUGGGCCAUCGCGUAUCACCUCAUGCGAUGCGUGGUGAAGCGAGAGAUGAAGCUACCGGCAACGCUCCCCGAGGUUCUUGCCACCACCGCUGGAGAAAGGCUACCCUCUCUAUGA